UUUCGCGGGAGCUAUCCAGGAAGUAUCUCAAUAUCCUUCAGCAGCGAAUAUUAAUGUACUUUAAAUAGUAUUUUUGAUAACGGAUAAUGAGAAACAACUGAUAUAUAUUUUCGUCGUGCUCUAGUUAAAGGUCUGUCGAGGUUUAAAGGAGUGUUCUCUGCUCUCUGUGUGCUUACCGAAGCGUGAUAGAUAAGUAAAAUGAAGCUCUCGAGAGCAGAAUACAGAGAAAUCGCAAAGUUCGCUGAACAGCUUCGUCCUACAAGGGAGUACAUGAAGAUGCUGAAGGAUCGAUUCCCCAAUCACUCGCAGUCCACUCUUCUGAGCAUCUUCUCCCUGGAGUAUCAGAAAAGAAUGAAAAGAAGUCUUGUGAAACAUCACGCUGCAGAUGUCAUUGAAGUCUACUACCAGAGGUACCGUAGUGAAGCCAGCAAACAUCCUUCAGACCCCGUCCUGCUGGAGUUAGCCAAUGAGGUGGACCUGUCUCCCUCUCUGCUGGCUCGUCUGCUGCUGGAGCGAUUCCUAGAGGAGCAUCAGGGCUCAGUAUCAUCAAAGCAAGUCCUGAACAGCAUGUUGCGGGAGCCAUCUUUAAUUCCAGAUGUGCAGCUAGCCAGACACGUGGAACAGUGCACCAUAAAUGACUGCUGUUAUGGACCGCUGGUCGACUGCAUCAAACACGCUAUUGGUCAAGAGCAUGAGGAGAUCCUAAGAGAGAAACUCAGAGGGAUAAACCUCUCCUUUUUAGAUGAGAAUCAGCUACGGGCCAAAGGUUAUGACAAGACCCCUGACAUUAUUCUAGAAGUUCCCAUUGCUGUUGAAGGCCACAUUGUCCACUGGAUUGAGAGCAAGGCCUCAUUUGGUGAUGAGCAUAGUCAUCGCACAUAUCUAAACGAGCAGUUUUGGAGUUACUGGAACAGGUUUGGCCCAGGUCUGGUCAUCUACUGGUACGGCUUUAUAGCAGAGCUGGACUGCCAGCGGGACCGAGGGAUCCUUCUCAAAGACUGUUUCCCUUCAGACGUCGUGACUCUGUGCCAUACCCCAGACCAGUGCUGACGCUAUAGUUAAGGGUGAUACUGAGGCUGAGGGAGUGGGGGGGUCACAGGCCAUUCGCUGGUGGAGAUGUGAAUCCGGAAGCAAUUUAGUUUUCCUGCUGCGCAGAACUACUGGCAAACAUCUGCCCUGAACUCCAGCUGAACUCCCAGGGAUCAGGGUUGGAAUCAUACCUCUGUGCAAAUUCACAGCAGAGAGCCUGGAGUCCUGGACUGGACCUGGACCUCCUGGUCCUUCAGGAAGGGGGAGACCUCUUAUCACAGCCCUUUUCCUCAUCAUUCUGCCCCUUCUCAAACUCAAGAGGCCAGCACAGGGGUCACCUCCAUUAUCAGCUUUUAUGUUCUAAACUUUCUCUCUCUGUCUCUGAUAAAGGUGUGGUCCCUUCUGGAAUGCUGUUUGCUGACCUUUUCAGCGUUUUCUUACUUUUUUUUUUUUUUUUUUUUUUUUUGGGAGGGGGCAUUUCUCAGGAUUUUGGGGAAGUUGGUUUGAGUAAUGAUGAUAAUUAAGCUUUUUGUUUUUACCUUUAUGUUUCACAUAACUGUCAGAAUUGCAUUAUAAACAAAUAGACAAUAAAGUCAAAUAACCUGCAA
Messenger RNA from Clarias gariepinus (North African catfish), 1637 nucleotides. It is a transcript of the gene cdin1, whose product is annotated as CDAN1 interacting nuclease 1. The record is from RefSeq and is a predicted model, not a curated record. Gene Ontology annotation, cellular component: nucleus; cytoplasm. Gene Ontology annotation, biological process: erythrocyte differentiation. Lineage: Eukaryota; Metazoa; Chordata; Actinopteri; Siluriformes; Clariidae. The coding region runs from base 199 to 1050 and encodes 283 amino acids. The transcript has 12 exons.